GUAUCAUCCUAUAUAAAACGUAAUUUCCACCGAAAUCGACAAGUUGUAACGUGACGAAUGUACAACAAUGUUGACGAAGUGUUUGCUGGCAACGGUCCUCGUGUUCCAAGUGUGCAGUGCUGUGCCCUACGGCCUGACACCGCGCAUCACUGAUGGCGUUGACGCGGAACCCGGAGAAUUCCCUUACCAAGUUUCCGUUCAAUGGGGCAUCCCACCCAUAACCCAAUACAGCCAUGCUUGCGGUGGUUCCAUCCUCAACGAGAGAUACAUCUUGACCGCUGGUCACUGCGUCAUGAAAAUUGGAAAACUGAGGGUUGUCGCUGGCAAAUACUACCUCGCCAAAGAUGAAAACUCCAACCAGGUUAUCAUGGUUUCCAAUACCAUCGUUCACAGUGGAUACAAAGGAGGUGUUGCGCAACACGAUAUCGCCCUUUUGCAUCUGCAGUCACCCCUGAAAUUCAACAAAUUGAUUGCACCCAUCAAACUGCCAACCCAAGGUCAAAAACAGUCUGGACAGGCUGUUCUCUCCGGAUGGGGAUCCACCUCUAAAAAGCUUGUCCCCAAUUUACCAAGUGUCCUCCAAAAGGCUAUUGUGCCAAUCCUCGACAACGAGGAAUGCUUGAAAGAACUCACCUCUCAGCCCGUCGUCGGUCAACAACCUGAACUCUUCGACACCCAGGUUUGCAGCGGUCUCGCUGGCAAGGAAGUGUCUGCUUGCUCUGGUGAUUCUGGUGGCCCACUCGCUCAACUUGUUGGCAACUCCGCCGUACAAGUUGGUAUCGUAUCAUGGGGUAUGAUGCCAUGCGGAUCUAGCCACAUGCCUUCCGUCUACACCCGUGUUGCCUCCUACGUCGGCUGGAUCCACCAGCACAUGAAAUAAAUUUUUAUAGAACCUUUUCUUGCAAAACAAUAGCAAACUUGCUUAUUCAUUUUCUGAACUAUUCAAAAUACUUGAAUUGUACCAUAAUCAGAUUACGCAGUUCAUGCAUACAAAUUACAGACAAUAAAAUGAGAAAUUAAAAUCUGGCAAUCAUUUUAAAUUGUUGUAUAUUAUAUGCUACGUUCCAAAUAUAUGAUUUGAGAAGAUUAUCGAUAAGCGUGAUUGAGCCACUGCAAAUUCCUUUGUAAAUUAGAAGGGAUUUUGAAACGACUGAUAAGGCAAGAUGAAUUGUCUGUGUAGAUGUCGAAAUCACGCAGAUACUCUCAGUCGAAUCAAUCAAUCAA
Messenger RNA from Hylaeus volcanicus, 1224 nucleotides. Its product is annotated as trypsin-1-like. Bases 68 to 880 code for a protein of 270 amino acids. The transcript has 4 exons. Gene Ontology annotation, biological process: proteolysis. Lineage: Eukaryota; Metazoa; Arthropoda; Insecta; Hymenoptera; Colletidae. Gene Ontology annotation, molecular function: serine-type endopeptidase activity. The record is from RefSeq and is a predicted model, not a curated record.